GGAAGUGGACCACACGAGGGGGUAAAGGUUGGUAAACAAAAGGAUUGAGCUGAACCAGUGGAGUGCAGCAAAUGGCUAUGAUGAAAGGAACCUCUCUCCUUGUUCCUUCUGUUCAAGAAUUAGCAAAACAAGCAAUUACAAAAGUUCCAGAAAGAUAUGUUCAUCCAAAUCAAGACCCUAUUGUUGCAUCUAACACAACUAAUUCUUUACCACAAAAAGUUCCUGUUAUUGAUCUAAGUAAAUUGUUAUCUGAUGAUGCUACUGAGCUAGAAAAUCUCGACCAUGCUUGCAGAGAUUGGGGUUUUUUCCAGCUGAUUAAUCAUAAAGUCAACCCUUCAAUUGUUGAAAAUAUGAAGAUAGGUGUUGAACAAUUUUUCAACCUUCCAAUAGAAGAGAAGAAGAAGAAAUUUUGGCAAACACCAAAUGAUAUGCAGGGGUUUGGUCAAUUAUUUGUUGUAUCUGAUGAACAAAAGUUAGAAUGGGCAGACAUGUUCUACAUUAACACUUUUCCAUUGUAUUCAAGGCAUCCCAAUCUUAUUCCUACCAUUCCCUUACCAUUCAGGGAUCAUCUAGAGACUUAUUGUUUAGAGCUGAAAAAGAUAUUAGUCAAAAUAAUUGGUAGUAUGGAGAAAGCUUUGAAGAUGAAAACAAAUGAACUAUUAGAAUUCUUUGAAGAUCCAGGUCAAGGAUUAAGGAUGAAUUACUACCCUCCAUGUCCUCAACCAGAAAAUGUUAUUGGAUUGAAUCCUCAUUCUGAUUCGGGUGCCCUUACUAUCCUUCUUCAAGUCAAUGAGGUGGAAGGCCUUCAAAUUAGAAAAGAUGGAAUGUGGAUUCCUGUUAAACCCCUCUCUAAUGCCUUUGUCAUCAACAUUGGAGACAUGUUGGAGAUAUUAACCAAUGGAAUUUAUCGAAGCAUUGAGCAUCGAGCAACAAUCAAUUCAAAGAAUAAGAGGAUAUCCAUCGCCACAUUUCAUAGGCCACAAAUGAGCAGACAUAUAGGUCCAACACCGACUCUUAUUACUGCUGAGAGACCUGCUUUGUUCAAAAGAAUUGGAGUAGCUGAUUACCUUAAUGGAUUUAUGUUGCGCAAGCUACAUGGGAAAUCAUACAUAGAUGUUGUAAAAAUUUAAAAGACGAUAGGUAAAUAAUUUAAGUUUAUAUAGUGUUGAGCCUGAAAGAAAAAAUCAAGGUAUAGCAAGUUUAAAGAAAAGUAGUGCUAAAGCAGGGGAGUAAUGUGCAACAUUUGGAACAAAGAAUGUCUGCUUAACAGUUAUGCCUAAAGUUUUAUCCAAUGCAGGACAUAUAUAUAUAUAUAUACACCAAAGUCCUCCAAAAACAGCUCUUUAUAAGGCGUCGAAUUUAUAAUCACAACAGGUUUUUUUUUCGGAUUA
Molecule: messenger RNA, 1391 nt
Organism: Trifolium pratense (red clover)
Lineage: Eukaryota; Viridiplantae; Streptophyta; Magnoliopsida; Fabales; Fabaceae
Product: protein SRG1-like
Exons: 4
Coding region: 72-1130 (352 amino acids)
Source: RefSeq, a predicted model, not a curated record